This is a messenger RNA of Colletotrichum orchidophilum, 333 nucleotides long. RefSeq lists its product as uncharacterized. Lineage: Eukaryota; Fungi; Ascomycota; Sordariomycetes; Glomerellales; Glomerellaceae. The transcript has 2 exons. The annotation marks the transcript as partial. The record is from RefSeq and is a predicted model, not a curated record.
GCUAGCCUUGGCUCUCGCUCUGUCAUCCCUGCUCUACCCCUGCAGCGUCCCUGGUCGAGCUGCGAGCUCUGGUCUUUUCCUCCGUCCACUGCCCACCCCUCCCCUGUCUGUCAUUCCCGUCAACCAUCUCAACUUCUCGCGGGAAGAGAUAUAUUCCCGUCGCCUUUGACUGCUUUCAGACGACGCUGGCGCCGUUUCUACUUUAUCGCCGUUUGCAGACAUCACCACUGGCUUUCAUUCCAUCCGCCCGAAGCCGUGUCUCUGACUAGUCUCUUAGCGCAUCUUCAUCUGGCCGCUGCUUUGACGUCGUCCCCGGCUUUCGUUGUCAGUUAG